Messenger RNA from Camelina sativa (false flax), 724 nucleotides. RefSeq lists its product as uncharacterized. Gene Ontology annotation, biological process: ribosome biogenesis. Gene Ontology annotation, molecular function: RNA binding. NCBI's taxonomy places the organism in Eukaryota, Viridiplantae, Streptophyta, Magnoliopsida, Brassicales, Brassicaceae. The record is from RefSeq and is a predicted model, not a curated record. Gene Ontology annotation, cellular component: nucleolus; ribonucleoprotein complex.
CCCUAAGCUUAUUCUUCUUCUUCUUGUCGUCGCUUCUUUCUCUCAGCACUCAGAAAAAACUCUAAGCCUCGGAGAAGAAGAAGAAGAUGACGGUAGAAGCAGUAAACCCUAAGGCUUACCCGUUAGCUGAUGCUCAGCUAGCGAUAACGAUUCUUGAUCUUGUUCAACAAGCUACGAAUUACAAACAGCUUAAGAAGGGAGCUAAUGAAGCUACAAAGACAUUGAACCGUGGUAUCUCUGAGUUCGUUGUUAUGGCUGCUGAUGCUGAGCCUCUUGAGAUUCUUCUUCAUCUUCCUCUUCUUGCCGAAGAUAAGAAUGUGCCGUAUGUGUUUGUGCCAUCAAAGCAAGCCCUUGGAAGAGCAUGUGGUGUAACAAGGCCUGUUAUCGCUUGUUCGGUUACAUCAAACGAGGCUAGUCAGUUGAAAACUCAAAUUCAGCAGCUCAAGGAUGCAAUUGAGAAGCUCCUCAUCUAAUAAUACUUUUGGUGGUUAUGAAUGAAUGAAUGAAUGAUGGGUCUCUCUCCGUUUACGGUGUGUGGCUUUGACUGAAGUGGAGUUUUGUGCAUCUUUUUUAGCUUAUGAGAAAAAAACAAAAACAUGAACUAUUCCUAUCCCAUUUUGAUGAUUUGUAGUGCUUUUAUUUAUUUGAUAUUUUGUGUUGGUGCUAAUGCAUCUCUGAACAACAACAAUCAUUUUGAAAUUGAGUUUCUUAGAUUUUGGUUGUU